Cercospora beticola is the source of this 1806-nucleotide messenger RNA. Its product is annotated as SDR family oxidoreductase. NCBI's taxonomy places the organism in Eukaryota, Fungi, Ascomycota, Dothideomycetes, Mycosphaerellales, Mycosphaerellaceae. The record is from RefSeq and is a predicted model, not a curated record. Gene Ontology annotation, molecular function: oxidoreductase activity.
AUGGCAUUACGUUUUGACGAUCAGGUCAUCGUCGUGACUGGAGCUGGCUCGGGCUUGGGAAAAGCGUACGCGUUAUUCUUCGCUUCUCGAGGUGCAUCUGUUGUGGUAAAUGACAGUGAUUCAUCGACCGCCUCACAAGUAGUUCAGCAGAUCAUCCAAGCCGGAGGCAAAGCAGUACUAGACAGCAACAGUGUCGAACAAGGAGACAAAAUCAUCGAUACUGCUCUCAGUAAAUUCGGUGCCGUACACGUCUUGAUCAAUAAUGCUGGCAUACUUCGCGACAUUUCCUUCGGGAAGAUGACAGACGAGCAGUGGGACUCGGUCCACGCCGUACACGUCAGAGGGACUUACAAAACUACGCAAGCAGCAUGGAAAAUAUUUCGAAAGCAACAGUACGGCCGUGUGAUACUCACAUCUUCAGCUGCUGGACUGUACGGCUCUUUUGGUCAAUGUAAUUAUUCGGCGGCAAAGUCAGCCAUGAUCGGUCUGGGCGAGACACUUGCCAAAGAAGGAGUGAAGUACAAUAUACUAACCAACAUUAUCGCUCCUAUUGCUGCAAGUCGUAUGACGGCCACAGUCAUGCCUGAGAAAAUGCUUCAACACCUUCCUCCUGCUUGGAUCGUUCCAUUGGUGGCUGUUCUUACACACAAGACAAAUACAGAGAAUGGUUCUCUCUUUGAGCUAGGAGGUGGUCAUAUGUCCAAGCUGAGAUGGCAGCGAGCAGGCGGAGGUCUGCUCAAAUGCGACGAAACGUUAACACCGGGUGCGAUUUUGAAGCAUUGGGAUGCAGUGAACGACUUCUCUCAAGCCGAGUAUCCCUCGACCGUGGCAGACCUUGUCUCCAAACUGAAAGAGUCUCAACGCCUGCCACCUAAUCAGUCAGGGUCGGACGUCCGUUUCGACGGAAAGGUUGCUGUUGUCACUGGAGGAGGAGCAGGCCUUGGGCGACAAUACUGUCUCUUGCUCGCAAAGCUCGGUGCCUCAGUUGUGGUCAACGACGCUGUGAAUCCAGAAAGUGUCGUAGAGGAGAUCCGUAAGAAUGGCUAUGGUCAAGCCAUUCCUAUCAAAGCUUCAGCAGAAGACGGAGAGCUCCUGAUCAAGACAGCCAUCGAUGCCUUCGGCCGCAUCGAUGUAUUGAUCAACAAUGCAGGCAUACUUCGAGACAAGUCGUUCCAAAACAUGAACGACGAAGGCUGGGACGCUGUUUACAACGUCCAUCUUCGCAGCACAUACACAACCGCUCGAGCUGCUUUCCCAUACAUGAAAAAGCAAGGAUACGGUCGUAUCGUAAACACCACCAGUACCUCAGGAACAUAUGGUAGUUUCGGGCAAAGCAAUUACGCUGCAGCAAAAACCGGCAUAGUCGGCUUCUCCAAAUCCCUAGCCCUCGAAGGCAAAAAAUACAACAUCCGAGUCAAUUGUAUAUCGCCAUCAGCAGGAACAGCGCUCACCAGAUCCGUGCUUCCCGAAGAAGUCGCACAAGGCCGCAAACCUGAUUACGUUGCACCGAUCGUACUCCUACUGUGCUCGGACCAAUUGCCUUCCGGCGUCGAUGGACAAAUAUUCGAGGCUGGCUGUGGUUGGCAAGCGCAGACAAGAUUGCAGCGAUCCAAGGGAUAUGAUUUCAGUCUGAAGGAUGGUGUCGCGUCUCCUGAAGAUUUUCAGAAGAGAUGGCACGAUAUUGUGGAUUUUACGUCUCAGACUGCUGUUCCGGAGCUUGCUUCAGAUACUCGGAUGAGGAUCAUGGCGAAUAUCGAGCGAACGGGCAAGCAUGAUGGCGUAGGCAAAUCGGCAGUCAAGCUAUGA